AUGGGUGCUCCCACGAGUUUCUCAUCUCGUAGACCCAAUGCUUCAAACCUCCCCAACUUUGAGCUGCCUCCUCCUCAGUUGUCGUCGCUGCACCAGAAGUAUCACCCCUAUGCUACCUCCUCCCAGCCGACUCCCUCCAUCCCCUCGAGCUUGACCAGUGUCGGCAACCUGUUGACCCCUCCGAGCGGCAUCUCGAGCGACGGUCUCAGCCCUAAUUCUUCAAACAUGCCGACCGGCAGCUCCCAAGCCAACCAGACGGUACCGCCCUUCACCCCCACCGGUUACAUGUGGCCCCCUUCGCAUACCGGCACCACUCCCUACGGCUUCCAGUCCCACAAUAGCCCCAAUCAGCGUGGACUGUUCUCUCCCUCUCUCAACUCGAUCGUCAAGGGCAACAACUCGCCUCAUGCAUCUGAGCACCUCCCUCCCCCAAACUUCCCCGAGAACCCUUUCCCGACCUCCAUGUCCAUGUCGGCGCCUGUCAACUUGCCUGCUCUGCCAUCCCAAUCAUCCAGCAUUGGCUCAGCGAUGAUGGGCGGCCACACACCUGUGACCCAGCCUUCACCAGUGAACCACCACGAUUCAUACGCAAGACCUCCUCCUACGCCGACCUACUUCAACGGGUCUCAGCACAGUCACAACGGUCAAUCAGCAUAUGGCUAUUCUUCUGGCCCUUCGCCUGUUCAACAGAGCCCCAUGAGCGCGGGUGGUCAGAUCCCUCGUAUGUCCCCCGCAAAUGGACAUGGAUCUAUCCCACCUCUCCAACCACAAAACGCUCAGUCACCAUACACGCACCAGCGUCCGUCAUACCAAUAUCCCCUGCCAGGCCCGGUGUUGUCCAACGUCGGAAACCCGAAUAGCCAACUCGCUUUAGUCGGUGGUAUGCCGCCUUCGAUGAUGCCAGCAUAUAACAGUGGACACGCAGCGCAUAUGCAACACAUGUACGGCCAUCAUCCUCAGGCUCAGCCAAACCCUCAAAACGACAGGCCUUUCAAGUGCGAUCAGUGUCCACAGAGCUUCAACCGCAACCACGAUUUGAAGAGACACAAGCGUAUUCAUCUAGCAGUAAAGCCGUUCCCCUGUGGACACUGCGACAAGAGCUUCUCCAGAAAGGAUGCUUUAAAGAGACACAUCCUCGUAAAAGGUUGCGGCAAAGCGCCUACCAACUCUGCAGACAGCGACAGAAAAGACGGUUCGAUCUCCCCAGCAAUGAAGAGUGAGAACUCGAGCCCGACCGUCUCCGCCUCUGCAUGA
Messenger RNA from Aureobasidium namibiae CBS 147.97, 1254 nucleotides. RefSeq lists its product as uncharacterized. Gene Ontology annotation, molecular function: DNA-binding transcription factor activity, RNA polymerase II-specific; RNA polymerase II transcription regulatory region sequence-specific DNA binding. Gene Ontology annotation, biological process: regulation of transcription by RNA polymerase II. The record is from RefSeq and is a predicted model, not a curated record. Gene Ontology annotation, cellular component: nucleus. The transcript is spliced from 2 exons. Bases 1 to 1254 code for a protein of 417 amino acids. NCBI's taxonomy places the organism in Eukaryota, Fungi, Ascomycota, Dothideomycetes, Dothideales, Saccotheciaceae.